AUGACAGAAAUAAACAAAUAUGAGACCAUUAUAACAAUUCUAAAAAAUCUUAACAAUCCAUAAUUUGCUUCUCAAUAUGAACAACAACUCAAUCGUCUCCCCUUCUUUAACUUUUAUAAAUAGGUCUUAAAAACAGACUAAUUCACUCAAAGUGCAAUUAAGUAUAUUUAACUUCUCUAUCUAAAAAAAGGAUAAAUUUAUAAGCAUUAAAGUAAGUUAUCUAUUUAUUUAAUAAAGCUGAUUCAAUUGAAAGUGUAUUUAUAUUACUUGAAGGAACAUUGUCAUUGAUUUAAAAUGAUUAAAAGAAAUCGAAAAUUGUAACAAAAGUACAACCAUCAGAACAUCUUUUUUAAGAAGACAUCUAUAAAAAAGCUCCUAUUUCUAAAUAUAAAAUAAUGGCUUUAACAGAUUGCACAGCUAUUUCAUUAAGUUUUAUUUCAAUUCAUGAGGUGUAUCAACAUUUUUAAAACUUAGAUAUCAGUUUAUGGAUUCUAAUUUGCUAAAUAUAAGGAAGAAGUGGAAUAUUUUAGAAUAUAAUUUCCAGAUGUUAAACCAAUUGAAUUUAUUCCAUUUAUAAAGAAAUUGAAGAAAGAAAAUUUUUUGAAUAAUGUAAAAAUUUAUUCAGCGAAUCAAUAAGCUAAUAAAGUUUAUUUUAUAAUCUCUGGAGAAGUUGAAGUAAUUUAUAUAUAUUAUAGUAUUUGAAGAUUUAUGCUGAAAAUGAAGAUGGCAAAUUUUAAAGAGUUACAAUUGCAUGCGAUAAUGAUAGUUUUGGUGAAGAAGCUUUAUCAAUAUCUAUUUCUAGAGUAUAUAAAUAUACAGCAAAAACAUAAUAUUUUAAGAAAACUAUUGCAUUUGUUUUUGAAGUAAAUAUUUAAUUGUUUAAGGUUGAUGAUUAUUGCCAUACAUAUGCUCCUAAUCUUAUUAAAUAAUUAGAAGAUAAAAUGAGACUUAAAGAAAAUCUUAUACUAUAGAAAAUAAAAUAAACAUAAACAUAGACAAAUACUUUGCCUACAAUAAUAAAUUCAUCGCUGAAAAAACCUUUUGAAUAGUAAAGUCAUGUAUAUAUCAAUCAGAUUCUUACAUAUUGCAUCACCAAGGUCAAAAGCUUCGUCUAUAAAAAUAAACAGAGCAAUUAGUUUUAAUGAUGGAGGAUUGUUUAAUUUUAUGGAACUCAAUAACCCAGGUAAAAAUCAUUUGAGACUAUUCGAAUAACAUGUGAAUAGAUAAUUAAUUAAAGAGUAAUAUGAAGAAUAGCAUGGUAAUUAAUCGAGAGAUAGAACUAAAUCUGUUUAAUUCUAAAAAAUAUGGAAUAUUAGCUCAGAUUCUCAAAAACUCCCUCGAAUUAAAUAACAUUGA
Messenger RNA from Paramecium sonneborni, 1356 nucleotides. Lineage: Eukaryota; Ciliophora; Oligohymenophorea; Peniculida; Parameciidae. The record is from the annotation of a GenBank genome assembly.